Orycteropus afer afer is the source of this 405-nucleotide messenger RNA. It is a transcript of the gene SPMIP10, whose product is annotated as testis expressed 43. Gene Ontology annotation, biological process: flagellated sperm motility. Bases 1 to 405 code for a protein of 134 amino acids. NCBI's taxonomy places the organism in Eukaryota, Metazoa, Chordata, Mammalia, Tubulidentata, Orycteropodidae. The record is from RefSeq and is a predicted model, not a curated record. The transcript has 3 exons.
AUGCCUUCAGGAAAAGACACUUGUCCAUCUUUACCUAAACUCAAGAACAGCAGCUCUGUUGAGAGUUCAUAUAAGAAGCCUUAUAAGUUUAUCGAUGUUCAUUUGCCGCAAUUUUCCUUAAAACAAGGGAUAAUUCCAAGUCGUUAUGUUAUGCCUUGGAAGGAAAACAUGAAAUUCAGGAAUAUGAAUAUGAAGCAUGCAAAAGCGUGCGGGAUUGACACUGGCCCUUUGGAAGACUCUCUGUUUCUGAAUCACAGUGAAAGGCUUUGCCAUGGGGAAGAUCGUAAGGCUGUUUUGGGGAAAGUCCCACCAGAAACAAAACUUGCAGAUAUACCUUUGCAUUCUCCUCUCUCCAGAUACCAAAGCACUGUGAUUUCCCAUGGCUUUAGGAGAUGGUUAGUCUGA